Solanum dulcamara is the source of this 1018-nucleotide messenger RNA. RefSeq lists its product as uncharacterized. Gene Ontology annotation, cellular component: cytosol; nucleoplasm. The coding region runs from base 58 to 837 and encodes 259 amino acids. The transcript has a single exon. Gene Ontology annotation, biological process: proteasome-mediated ubiquitin-dependent protein catabolic process. Gene Ontology annotation, molecular function: ubiquitin binding; proteasome binding; polyubiquitin modification-dependent protein binding. The record is from RefSeq and is a predicted model, not a curated record. NCBI's taxonomy places the organism in Eukaryota, Viridiplantae, Streptophyta, Magnoliopsida, Solanales, Solanaceae.
UAAUUUCUUAACUUAUCUUUUUGUUGUCCAAUUACUUCACAUUUAACAAUUUGUAAAAUGAACAUCACCAUUGUUAUGGAUGGUUAUGAAUUUUCCAUGGAAAUAAACCCUCAAGAACCAAUUCUCCAAACAAAACAAAAAUUACAAAACUUCCUAGGAGUACCAGUGGCUUCACAAACUCUUUCAGUUUUGGGGUUUGAAUUAUUGGAUGGAUUCAACAUUCAAGAUUAUCCAACAAUUAAACAAGGUACAAAAAUCCAAUUAACCAUCCAAAAUAUUACUAUUGGAGAAACAUCCUUACAACAACAGAAUAUUAUUGUUUCUUCAAAAUUCCAAAUUAUUGUGAAAAUGUCAUCAAGAAAAUUAAACAUAGACAUCGACAGUAGUGAAACUGUACGAAGCCUAAAAGAAAAAAUUCACAUAAUCGAUGGGACCCCGAUAAGGAGAAUGUCUCUUUACUUUUCUGGAAACGAAUUAAACGACGAAUAUCGAAGUUUAAUGGAAUAUGGGGUUCAAGAAUUUUCAGAAAUUAUUGUUUUAUUAAAGACUAUGUCACGUAUGGUUACUGAUCCACCUUCAAGAGGAAUUAGCCUAGUGGUACAAACAUCAUCUAGUUUGCUUAAUUCAGCAAAAAUUCCAGUUGAAAUGAGUGAUUUGGGGACGGUAAAUGAUUUGAGACAACUAUUAUUAGAUCGAAAAAUUCUUCCUAUGGAUGAAUAUAUUUUUAUUCACAAACAAAGGAUUAUGAGGGAUAAUUGUAGUCUUCGUUGGCAUGGUGUUGAAAAUGGGGAUUUUGUUUAUGUUUUUAAAGGGUCUGUUAGUAGGGAAGAACGUUGAAAACAACUACUAUAUAUGUUAUCUACUAUAUUCUUAUUUUUCUAUGUAGCAGUAGAUAUAUUUAACUAGUAUUAUAGAAGUAUGCUCUUAUAUGCAUAUGUAAUUGUGAGUUCUUACACUUACAUACUAAUAUUGGAAGCUAUCGAUUCCUAAUAAAAUGUAGCAUGAUAGUAAUAUGAAA